Messenger RNA from Microplitis mediator, 4487 nucleotides. Its product is annotated as homeobox protein 5-like. The record is from RefSeq and is a predicted model, not a curated record. The coding region runs from base 588 to 4229 and encodes 1213 amino acids. The transcript has 6 exons. Lineage: Eukaryota; Metazoa; Arthropoda; Insecta; Hymenoptera; Braconidae. Gene Ontology annotation, biological process: positive regulation of DNA-templated transcription. Gene Ontology annotation, cellular component: SWI/SNF complex.
UUGGUACCGGCACGCUGCUGCUCUUUCAUAAUUUAAUAUUUUUUAUAUUUUAUUUAAUAUUAUAUUCUAUCUAUAAAUAUAUAAAAUAAUAAAAUAUAGUAUUUUUACUAUAACUAAUAAAGUGUCGACAUUCAGGUUUUUUAAACUCAAUAACAAAAAAAUAAUCUAUCAUUCAGUACAUAGUAAUUAAUGUUAAGUUGUAAUAAAAAUUGGAGUAAAAUAUUUAUUAUGUGUUUAGCCGAUGGGUUGUGGAGGCGGCGGCAACGUUAUCACCCUCGAUAGAGUCAGUCGUCAUCGUCUUCGAGCGUUAAACACCGCGAGUACUUCCCAUUGACAUCGAUACUACGUAAUUGUUGUACAGGUUGUUGCCAGUUAUUCGCAUUUCAGCCAGUUGGUGUUUGUCAUUCAACAGAUACAUUUGUUACCAACGUCGUCAUUUACUUUAAAAGUAAUUUUUUUUUUUAUUUUAUAUUUUUUAUUGUAUAUUUUUUUUUUUUUUUCUUUUUUAUCAUACUGGUUAGCUGGCUACACGUUAUUGAUUUAUUUGUUAGAUGUUGUAUUGAAUUAAAAGAAUCGUCUAUGGCACAAUGAUUGAUUCGAGUAAUGUUCAAGGAUCAAGUGGACUUGCUACAGCUUUAAAAGAUCGUCCAGCUUGUGUGAUGCCUGUUCAACCAAAUCGUUCAUUACCGGUAUUACCGGCACCUCAUUCACCUUAUCGAGCUAUUGUAUCCCGGAGGACAUCUACAACUGCCAGUGAUUCAGCAUCCACUGAAUUGACUGGACUGUCAAAUAAACAAUUAUUAAAAAAUGUCCAAGAUCUCACCAAGAUCGAUAUCCCAAAUUUAAAGAAAAAUAAUGAAUUAUUACGUAAACCUGUCAUCAAUAUCAUACAAGAAUCACGGUCUCAUGAGAAGAGUAAUCAAAAUAUUUCAAGGCGUUUAGGAACAAAAAGAAAACCUGAUGGUGACAUUGAAAACAACAACAGCAACAACAACACUAAUAUCAAUGGAAUCAAUUGUAAAGACACAAUAAACAACUAUAACUUUAUUGAUAUUUCUAAAAGCCCUGAGAGAUGUGACUCUAUUGAUGCUGAUUCAUCAAUAAAUGUUGAUCCUUUGUCACUUUAUUAUACAAAUGAUUCUGAUGCUCAAAAACGAGAAUUAGGACCAAUUAAAAAACGUCGAAAAAGAAAAGAUAAAAAAUUUCAAGAUGAAGAAAUGGGUAAACCUAAAAUAGUCCCACCUUUGAGACUCAAGAAAAUACAAAGUUUGCAGGCAAACGUUACUACAGCGUGUUAUCAACCCAAUAACGAUGAAGAAGAACGAAUUAAACAAAUAAUAGAGAGAGAACGUCAAGAGUGUAUCCCUAAAUUUAGAUAUUAUCAACCGAAACCCCCAGAAGUCCCAAUAAUAAUACCAGACACUAGGCCAAUCAACAACACAGAAAACGCCAGUAAAUAUCGUAUUGUCAGUGGACAAACUCCACCCUACGACGAGCGUAUUGACUCAUCAACUAUGUCAAAUAAGGAUGCUCAAGAGUUGCGUUAUCGUAAAAAUAAACUUAAACUAAAACUACGAGAAUUAAAAAAAAAAACUGUUGAAUUGAGUCGAGCUAUGUUAAAAACACUCUCACCACCUUCAACGCCUGUUAAGGUUACUAUUGAAUCUUAUGCUCAACAAAUUGAAAAAUUGACAAAUUUAUUAAAAAUGCUUCCUGAAAUACCACAGGAGACUAGUGAUUCUGAAGUAAUCAAUAAUAAUAAUAAUAAUCAUAACAAUAAUAAUAAUAUUAUUAAAAAAAAAAAUAAUAAAAUAAUAGCAAAUGAUUUACCAAAUUUAAAUGCUUCUCCACCCUGUUCAACGACUCACAAAGACAUAUCAGUGGUGUCUCAGUACACUUCACCAUCACCAGAACCACCAAAAUUAUCACCAAAAAUACCAAUUAAUUAUGAAACAACAACAACAACAACAGCGACAACAACAAGUCCUUGUGACGAGAGAAAUAGUCCACCUUUAUUGCCAAGAGCAACUUCAACCAAUGGAGAUAAUUUUGAAGACGAUUGGGAAGAGAAUCAACUGUAUAAUAAAUUACUUGAACAAGUAAAUAAUAAAUUAAAAGCAUCUGAAGACAGUGAAUUAAAUAUUUCAUCGGUAAAUUCAUCAAUUAUCACCACAACUACUGGAAGUAUUGUUACCGAGCAAAUUGAUAUAGAUGAUAAACCAGAAUAUUUUGAUUUAUCAACAGAUAUAACUAAAAGUGAAUUAUAUGAUCCAGUAAAUAAUCAAGUUGAUAUAACUGAAGAAUUAGAUAAUAUAGAAAUGGGCUGUGAUGUUGACCAAGUAUUGAAAAUAGAUCUGAGACAUUCACCAAGUCCAGAAAAUAUGGUGAUUGAUACAACAAGUAUACCAAAGUAUGAAAAUGAUAAUAAUGAUAAUAAUGACUGUGAAUAUUCAUAUGAAAAUAAUUUAAGGAUAAAUGAGUCUGAUCAACUCAAAGCUAAACUAAAAGAAUCUAACAAUAGUCAUCAAAUUAUUAAAGUAGUUGAUAAUUUAACUUCAGUCAGUCCUAUUGUUAGUAAUAAUAAUAAUGCUAGUAAUUCUGCUACUGCUGCGGCUGCGGCUGCAGCUGCUGCUAUUGCCGCUGCUGCAUCAGCAUCGCCUGCCAUAACUUCUUCAUGUGAUAUAUUGAAUAAUGAAUCAGUGAGUAAAAGUAAAACCAAUAAAAUAAAAGACAAUCGACAAGUAUCCGAGUCAUCAAAGAAUAAUCCAAUAAUUAAUGAACAACAAUUUCCAUCACUUGGAAACUGGCUCGCUAAAAUAUCAACAAAACUUCCAAACCUUGAAUUAUUAUCAACGCGCUCGAUUAAUGAUACCAAUAAUAUUCGUCCAGAUUCAGCAAUUACAAUUACUAAUGAGUUAUCACCGCCAUUUUAUCAAUACUAUCAUCAUCAUCGUCAACAGCAACUGCUGCAGCAGCCGCAACUUGAAAUAAUUAAUCAACAACAACAAAAAGUAUCAAAUAAAACAAAUACUAUCAGUUCUUCAAAAAAUAAAAAUACCUUGAGAGAGAUACAUAAUAAAAUAUCUACAGAGACACAAUUAAAAAAUCAACAACAAUGGGAACCAACAGAACAACAGAGACAAUCACAAGCUCAAUUACUUGAAAACAAUUCAAACAAUAAUAAUAUAAAUACAUCAUUUUUAGAAGCCCAAUUACAACAAAAGCCUCAGCAACAAAUAGACCCACAAAUUUAUCCGUCUGUUCCAAUGAAUAGGCUUUUUGCUCGCAAUUAUCCACUGGAUCCUUACAGAUUGCCUCUUCUUCGGCCUCAAAAUAGCCAAUUACCCGAUCCAAUAUCAACGAACUCAAUGCAAUAUCAUCAUGCUAAUGCAUCGGCUCUUUUAAAUCCUAUACCAAUGCCACAAAACGCAUCACUCUCUUACUGGCAUCAACCGAUCGCUAAAGCUCAUACAGAAUCUAAACGAGGAUUUACUGAUAUUCCAAUUAAUUAUGAUCCACUUUCACUUGCCAAAAGAUCCACUUACUCUCAAUUUCAUUCGCUAUUACCUCCAGUACCAAUUAACCUUAUAAAUCCCCCCCAAUAUCAAAUUCAACAACAACAACAACAACAACAACAACAGCAGCAACAACAACAACAACAACAACAACAACAACAACAACAGCAACAACAACAACAACAACAACAACAACAACAACGUCAACAGCAAUUACAUUCGUCACAAUAUGAAAGACUGUGGGAUAAACCUGGACUCUGUUUACGAGCUCCUGAUUCAACAAUACAACCAAUAAACUACCCGUCAUGGCAAACUGCAUUAUUUUCACCAGAAAGUUUAUUACCUGGAAGAAGUUAUGGAUUAAAUAGCAGUUGGACUUCGGAUCCUCGUAAUCUUUUGUCAACAAUCACACCAGCAAUGCAAAAUUUUUCGUCACCUUAUCAACCAAUUGGCAUUUCAAGAAUAAGAAAUGUUAAAGAACGCGUUGACCAAGUACGAAACUGUGAAACUCCCCAUUUAGGUAAAGUUAAUUACAAUCCGAAUACUGCAAAAACACUCGAGUGCUCUAAUUGUGGAUCUCGUGGCCCUGUGUAUAAAUGUUUAGGAUGUGAAAUUGCAUUUUAUUGCAAUGAAUCUUGUCAAGCGCGACACUGGAAUCACCAUGUUACCAUUUGUCCUAAAAAAAUGCCUAAACUAAAAAAAGUUGUGCCUUAAACAUUAUUAUAAUUAUUAUUAUUAUUAUUAUUAUUACUACAAUUGUGCCUUAUUAUUCCUAUACAUAUUUAUUAUUCGUGAUAAAUAAGUUUUUUUUUAUGUGAUUUGCUAUUUAAUUAUUAUUAUAUUUAUUAAUAAAUGAUAGUGUUUAUACCUGCAAUAAUAAUAAUGAUACUUAUAAUAAUGUAUAGAAAUAAUAAUAAUAUUAAUUUAAAAAUAAUACGCUUAAUUGAACGAAAGUUCUUUUAUUUGCUGUGA